Sesamum indicum (sesame) is the source of this 1840-nucleotide messenger RNA. RefSeq names its product protein indeterminate-domain 12. The record is from RefSeq and is a predicted model, not a curated record. Gene Ontology annotation, cellular component: nucleus. Gene Ontology annotation, molecular function: DNA-binding transcription factor activity. Lineage: Eukaryota; Viridiplantae; Streptophyta; Magnoliopsida; Lamiales; Pedaliaceae.
UAUGUAGAUGGAUAGAUACUGAUAGCUACAAAAGGAGAGGGAGAGGAGGGAGAAAACAUCUACUGCGAUUCUUGCUUCCAUGCUUCUGAUUGCAUGAGAGAAAUUGUGAAACUGAUGUCUGAAUUGCGUUGCAGAGAUGUUCAGAGCUGAAGCAAUCCAUUGUUAGAUUAAGACAGUGACUUUGAAAAUCACCCAUCAUCAUUACCAUCUCCUCACGAGAUUUCUUCCUGUCGCAGUGAGGCUAGCUCUACUUUCUUGAUUAGCAUAAUUCUUGGAGAAAGACGAGAAUUUUGAAAAAGAAAGACAAGUUUCCACCCGUUUAAAUGAUUUAUUGUUUUUUGUCUGAGCUUCACUGCCACCUGUUGUAGAAAGGGGUGGCCUGCUUCGUUGUAUGAACAGACUGGGAUUGCUAGCUCUUCUGCUCCUCAGAAGAUCAAGUCAUGUUUCCUGCAGUUAUGUCUAAUUCAAACCCUGUCUCCGAGGAAGCCAGCAUCUCUUCUGCAGGCCCUAGGGUUCAAGAUUUUGGUAGCUUGAAUCAACUCCUACACAAAUCCACUUCCUCAAAUCAUCAUCAGCCACUGAAAACCAAGAAGAAAAGAAACCUUCCUGGAAAUCCAGACCCUGAUGCUGAAGUGAUUGCUUUAUCUCCAAAGACCCUUUUGGCUACAAACAGAUUUAUAUGUGAGAUCUGCAACAAAGGAUUUCAGAGAGAUCAAAACCUUCAACUUCACAGAAGAGGGCACAACCUUCCAUGGAAACUGAAGCAGAGAAACAGCAAAGAAAACAAGAAGAGAGCGUAUGUCUGCCCGGAGCCCACAUGCGUUCAUCACCAUCCAUCAAGGGCUUUGGGUGAUUUAACAGGGAUCAAGAAGCACUACUGCAGAAAACAUGGUGAGAAGAAAUGGAAAUGUGAGAAAUGCUCAAAGAUCUAUGCAGUUCAAUCAGACUGGAAAGCUCACUCUAAAACCUGUGGAACCAGGGAAUACAGAUGUGACUGUGGAACUCUUUUCUCAAGGAAGGACAGCUUCAUCACCCACAGGGCAUUUUGUGAUGCACUAGCUGAAGAAAGUGCCAGGCUCUCUGCAGCCACACACUCAAUCUUCGCCAAUAACAUUGCCAACCCCCACUCCUUCCACUUCAACCCGCAAUACCCUCUCCCUCCUCCUCCACCACCGCCGCCAUCUUUCCUUCCCUUCUCCUCCCACAAUCGCCACUUUCCGAACCCCUGGGACCCACCACCACCCCAAAGCCCUAACCCUACUUCCCAUCCACAAGACCAAGUACACAUCAAGAACGAGGCCCUCCACAUCCCCCUCUCCUCGUCAUCACCACCACUCUACCAAGAAAGGAGCCUCAUGACUUCGCCAGCACUGGGCACCCUCCAAGUCAGCAGCGGCGCCCAGCUGCCGCCCCUCUCCGCCACGGCGCUCCUCCAAAAGGCCGCUGCGGUGGGCCACGUGAGCUCCACCAUGGCCCAGUUGGACAUGCAGAUGACGGCGGCGGCCGGGUGGCAGAAGAAUGACCGGUUCACCAGGGAUUUCCUGGGGCUGGCGGGAGAACAAUGCGGCGGCAAUGGGAAUGUGAGGGAGCUGCUGCAUUUUACUCCGUAUGAUGAUGAUGAUGAUGACCAAUCGUUGCUGAAGCAUCAAGGUUUUGGAUAUGCUGAGACAUGCACGCAGACCGCGUGGGGCAAUUGCAAUUGCUGAACGGACAACGGCAACGGGACUGUUGAAUUAGAGGAGGCAUGCGGGAGUCUGAAGUCGUGAUUUUCUUUAUUUGUAUGAGUUUGCAAGACCAUUUUACUAUUAACGCUUUUUGUCCUUCUUUGGCACGCUUAUUA